GCCCUCCUGUCCUCUGUCUAUGUGUCAUCAUCCUUCCCAGGAUCCCCAGUUCCAGGAGACCUUCACUCAGUCGUCCAUCCCCGUGUGGAGAGGAGUCGAGUUUUUCUCCCCGGAGCAGGUGAGGAUCGACAGCCGGCCUCCGCCUUCUCAAGCUGCAGCAGAGACGAGCGUGAAGAUCAGACCAUGAGGAGUGGAGCUGGCCUGUGUGUGCUGGGCCUGCUGGGCCUCCUCAGCUCCGUGCUCGGGCAGGCCCCAGAGGAGGUGCCGCCCGGCAUCCUGGUAUUCUGUGACAGCCCCGUGGUGAAGACGGUCGCCGGCAGCGCCGUGCACAAGUUCAACGAGAGGCUGAGCACUGGAAACAAACUGGCUCUCUAUCAGAUACUGUCAGCCGUCAAGUCAGAGAGCGGCACAGGCUCCGUGUACUCACUGCAGUUCACCACCAGGAGAAGUGACUGUCCGGCCGGCAGCAGCAAGCCGUGGACGGACUGUGACUAUCUGCCUUCUGGACACAAGAAUCCGAUUUCAUGCAACGCCACGGUUCUCCUGACAGAGACAGACGCAGACACUCAGCAGGUGCAUUGUCAGAUGGACAAUUACAUCCUUCCAGAGAAAGCUUCCUGUCUGGGCUGCCCCGAGGACAUCGAAGAAAACUCAGAGGACCUCAAAACCCCCGUCUCCGUCUCCAUCUCCAAGUUCAACUCCAUCUCCGACUCCACUCACCUGUUCACCCUGAACGACAUCGGCUACGCCACCAGACAGGUGAUCGCAGGUCUCAGGUACAAGCUGAGGUUUGAUAUGAAGAAAACCACCUGCAGCAAGGCCGAACACAAAGACCUCAACGUACUGUGUGUCCCUGAUGAAAAGGAUGUGGAGUUUACAAACUGUAACUCGACAGUGGAUUUGGCUCCGUGGAGACAGGAGACUCCAGUUGCAAAGAUCGAGUGUGAAGCAGGAGCUCUUUCUCCCAUGCUGUUCAAAAGGCGUCGUCCUACAGGCUGGUCUCCCCUCAGGAACCUUCUGUAUGACGUCCCCUCGACCUCACCCUCACACUUACCCUCCCCGGCUCCCGCCAAAGAAGAAUCAUCGGAGGAGGACGUCACGGCCGUCAAACCGUCCGGCCUGCCCAACGUGGCAGCAGAUCCUGUGAGUGACAGCCCCUUCCACUGCCCCUCCGAACCCUGGAAGACUUUCCACCCGGUCCAACCCGCCGCCACCGGGGCGGUCCCAGAGGCCGUCUCCCCACAGCCGCCCGCAGACGGGGGCUUCCGUGACGCAGACCUGCUGGCAUGAAUAUUUCCACAUUCCACAGAUUGUCUUUGUUUUGAAGGAACCUCUUCGGGGGGGUAACGGGCCCUGUAGCUCCUCAGACAGCACUGGACGAAUAAGGACUGAAAUGAUCACAGAGGUCGUUGCUGUUAUCAGAUAAAUUGAUGUGUAAGCGAGGAGGCUCAGUUCCCUGUGUGUUUAUUAGAGAUACAUUCUGCCAGGAAGAUGAAAUAAAACUUUGCUCUUUGUGCUCA
Paralichthys olivaceus (Japanese flounder) is the source of this 1520-nucleotide messenger RNA. It is a transcript of the gene kng1, whose product is annotated as kininogen 1. Gene Ontology annotation, molecular function: cysteine-type endopeptidase inhibitor activity. Gene Ontology annotation, cellular component: extracellular region; blood microparticle. Gene Ontology annotation, biological process: negative regulation of blood coagulation; positive regulation of cytosolic calcium ion concentration; negative regulation of endopeptidase activity. Lineage: Eukaryota; Metazoa; Chordata; Actinopteri; Pleuronectiformes; Paralichthyidae. The record is from RefSeq and is a predicted model, not a curated record.